AGUGUUCACUCCCCUUCCACCAGCAUGGCCACGUCCUCUCAAUACCGCCAGCUGCUGAGCGACUACGGGCCGCCGUCCCUCGGGUACACCCAGGGAACCGGGAACAGCCAGGUGCCCCAGAGCAAAUAUGCUGAGCUGCUGGCCAUCAUUGAAGAGCUGGGGAAAGAGAUCCGGCCCACCUACGCAGGGAGCAAGAGCGCCAUGGAGAGGCUGAAGCGAGGCAUCAUCCACGCCAGAGGCUUGGUCCGGGAGUGCUUGGCCGAGACGGAACGGAAUGCCAGAUCCUAG
This is a messenger RNA of Orycteropus afer afer, 288 nucleotides long. RefSeq names its product cyclin dependent kinase 2 associated protein 1 (gene CDK2AP1). Gene Ontology annotation, cellular component: cytoplasm; nucleus. The transcript has 3 exons. The record is from RefSeq and is a predicted model, not a curated record. NCBI's taxonomy places the organism in Eukaryota, Metazoa, Chordata, Mammalia, Tubulidentata, Orycteropodidae. Bases 25 to 288 code for a protein of 87 amino acids.